This is a messenger RNA of Brassica rapa (field mustard), 1010 nucleotides long. Its product is annotated as protein yippee-like At5g53940. NCBI's taxonomy places the organism in Eukaryota, Viridiplantae, Streptophyta, Magnoliopsida, Brassicales, Brassicaceae. The record is from RefSeq and is a predicted model, not a curated record.
AAUUUACUUCGCAAAUAAUAGUAUAGAUCCACAUGACCAAAUAAUGAAAUUUAUAAUUUAGCGACAACAAAAAAGGUAUAUAUAUAUAUAUAAAGUUGUAUUUAUGUACACAUGUAAAGUAAAUAAACGCUUUGUAUAGAAGGAACUUUGCAGAUUAGUCACAUGCAAAGUUUAUCAAAGAUUUACACCCCAAACAAAAAAGUUUAUCAAAGAUGUCGAGGGUCUUCCUUAUCCGGUACAUGACAAUAAAAGCACCUUAAAACUUUUUUUAGGCGGCCAAAAAUUUAAUGGGCCCAAUUAAGACCCAAAUUUCACUUAUAGGGCCAUUUAUUUUGUAAGUGACAGAGAAAAAAGAGACGUGAAGAAGAAGAGGAGAAUGGGAAGGAUAUUUACGGUGGAACUUGAGGGAAGAUCUUACAGAUGCAGGUUUUGCAGAACCCAUCUUGCUCUUCCCAAUGAUCUUAUUUCCAAGUCUUUCCAUUGCCGGAGAGAAAAGGCUUACCUCUUCAAUCGUUCAGUGAACAUAAGUAUGGGUCCUUUAGAGGAAAGGAUGAUGCUUUCGGGUAUGCAUACCGUUGCUGAUAUUUUCUGCUGUUGCUGCGGACAGAAUGUUGGCUGGAAAUAUGAAUCAGCGCAUGAGAAAGAUCAGAAAUAUAAAGAAGGCAAAUUUGUUCUGGAAAGAGGAAGGAUCAUGGAUGAAACAUCAACAGAGGUUUGCAUCGAUACUCGAAGCGACACAGAAGAUUCUUAAAAUGUCAGCUUUAGAUUCUUCCCUCGCCCUCCUUUUUUUUUGUUGUGUGGAAUAGUGUGUUUGUUAAGAUCAGAGCUUGUUACUUGUGUAGAUAUCUGUAACAUGAGUUUUGUAGAAGAUACAUGUCAUGGAGCUUUCUGUAUUGUGUAAUAUCUCAACUUCAUGGUCUCUUGGUUUUUACUUGCGUAGAGAAAACAUAUCCAACAUCUUGUAUAAGUGUUUUCAUCAGUUCAAUUAAAUUGUAGUUGUUUUUCUAGUA